CAGAGAGGACGUUUCUCCGCUUGUCUGUAAAGCAAAACCCCGGAGUCCCGUAGCAGACGCGGCGAUGGCAUCGAAGACUGUCAAGGAUACCGAGCGAAGCUGCGUGUUGUGUUGCCAGGAGAUAGAGAUAUUCGCCCUGGGGAAAUGUGAUCACCCGGUGUGCUACCGCUGCUCCACCAAAAUGAGGGUGCUGUGCGAGCAGAAGUACUGCGCCGUCUGCCGGGAGGAGCUCGACAAGGUUCUUUUUGUAAAGAAACGUGACCCAUUUUCAACUAUAGCAACCCAGCAUUUUCAGUGUGAGAAAAAGCACGAUAUUUACUUCAGUGAUGCAGAGAUCCACACGCAAUUCAGGCAGAUUUUACAACACAAAUGUCCACAAUGCCCAGAGUCGAGGGUCUUCACCAAGUUUGAAGAACUGGAACACCACAUGAGAAAACAGCACGAGCUGUUCAGCUGCAAACUCUGUGCAAAGCAUCUCCAGAUUUUCACUCAUGAACGCGAGUGGUACAAUCGUAAGGAGCUGGCUCGUCAUCGCACGCAAGGGGACCUCGAUGACACCUCCCACCGCGGACACCCUCUCUGCAAAUUCUGUGACGACCGCUAUCUGGACAACGAUGAGCUGCUCAAACACUUGAGGAGAGAUCACUACUUCUGUCAUUUCUGUGAUUCAGAUGGUGCUCAGGAAUACUACAGUGAUUAUGACUACCUACGAGAACAUUUCCGUGAGAAGCAUUACCUGUGUGAGGAGGGCAGGUGCAGCGCUGAGCAGUUCACCCACGCUUUCCGCACAGAGAUCGAUUACAAAGCCCACAAGGCAGCCUGCCACAGCAAGAGCAGGGCAGAGGCUCGUCAGAACCGGCACAUAGACCUGCAGUUUAACUACGCGUCCCGGCACUCACGGAGGAGUGAGGGUAUAGUAGGAGGGGAGGAUUAUGAAGAAGUAGAUCGCUUUAACAGACACUCGAGGGCAGAGAGAGGAGGAGGAGGAGGCGGUGGCGGCCGGGGAGGGCAGCAGAACAGGAGAGGCAGCUGGAGGUACAACAGGGAGGAAGAGGACCGGGAGGUGGCAGCAGCGGUGCGAGCGUCGGUGGCGGCGCGCAGACAGGAAGAAAAGAGACCGGCACAAGAGCGAGAGAUCUCAAAACCUAAAGAAGAGGCCACGGAGGCUGAAGACUUCCGUCAUGCAAAAGCACCAGCCAAGCCAGCCAGCGAAGCUGCAGGUGCCAAAGAUGCUGCUAAACCAGUAAACAAUAAUGGUCCUCUAAAGGGUGAAGAGUUCCCUGCAUUGGGAGCGAUGACAACACCUAUUCCAAGCACUAAUACAGCAGCUGCUGUAAAACUGAAAGAAGAAGACUUCCCAAGUCUGCUGAGCAAGUCUGUAUCGUCCCCGAUGACCCCAGCGUACACUGCACAGCCCCGGAAACCUUCUGCAUUCCAGGAGGAGGAUUUCCCAGCACUGGUAUCCAAAAUCAGAGCUCCGAAACAAUGCGGCAGCGCUACCUCUGCCUGGUCCACCUCCUCCAACAAGAACGCUGGCAGACCAAGCCCCGCUGCCUCCCCCUUCCCCUCCUUCAACACCCCUACCCCCAGCUCUUCAGCGUCCACUCAGCCAAGGAAGAAAACCCUGCCGGCAAGCAAUAGUAAAAGCAACCCAAGGAACAAGUUAUCUCCCGCUUCUGAUGAAGACGAUGACCGCAGCGGGAAGACCACUCAGGAGAUCCGGAGCGUGCCGACCAUGCUGGAUAUCUCCUCUCUAUUAACAGGGAGAUCGGCUCCCCCGGCGUCGAUGCCCCAAACUGUUUCCAAAGUUGGCAAAAGAAAGAAGAUGGGCGUGGGGAAGCAGAGCCCAGCCUUCACUGCAUCGCUGACUCCUCCUCCUAUGGCAACGACAGCUAACGUGGACCAGAAGGAGAAUGUCCCAGAGAUUAAACAGCCGCCUUCAAAAAUCACACAGCCUGCCAGUAAAGCAACUUCCAAAACAAACCUGAUCAAUGGUCAUUCUGAACAGCCUGCAGAGAACAGCACGCUAGUUACAAAGGAGCCGCCUGGACUCAAAAAGCAACUGGCAUCAGAGCCUUGCCCGCUGCCUGAAGAAGAAUUCCCUGCUCUGCUGCCUAAAAAAACUCCCCCAGGUUUUAACACAGUGUUUGCAAUGAAGGGAGGGUACUCCAGCCUUUCCCCUCCUCCACCCCCGGGACUAGCAGCUGCCCCGAGCAAACCUCCUCCUGGAUUCACUGACAUUGCUUUGAAUGCAAAUUUAUUGGAGCCUACCCUUCCAACAGUCAACGAACCAGCAUUUACAGCAGGGACCUACCUCGUGCCUGAGAAUUUCCAGUUCAGGAACAUGGAGCUCAUCCAGUCUAUAAAGAACUUCCUGCUGGAUGAGGAGUCUAAGUUCAACCAAUUUAAAACUUUCUCUGGACAGUUUAGACAAGGCCACAUGUCUGCAGUACAGUACCACCAGAGCUGCAGAGAGCUGCUGGGAGAGAACUUCAAGAGGAUAUUCAACGAGCUGCUGGUGCUUCUGCCUGACACGAGCAAGCAGCAGGAGCUGCUUGCUGCUCACAACCAAUGCCAGGCCUCCAACAAGCCCAAAAAGAACAAGAAGAAUGCUUGGCAGACAGGCAACAACAACAACCUAGAGCUGGACUGUCGGAUCUGCCCCUUCUGCAGACAGGUCCUGACAGAGAAGGACUUCAUCACGCACAAGAGCCAGCACAGGCAAGACGAUGACUUCCCUUCUCUCCAGGCCAUCAGCAAGAUCGCGAGCUAGCCCACAAUGUGCUCUCUGUUAACCAGCCUUGCGUCUGUGCAGCAGUGCAUGGGAUAAGAAGCGUGCUGCUGGCAGUGGGGUGAGCAUUGCAUGAGCAAAGCACUUAAGAGAUCGAAACGGAGAGGUUUCGGGGAACAGAGUUGUCCUGGGAAUGUGCUAGAGUUAUUAAUAAAGAUUACAAUGUUCUCCUUCA
Molecule: messenger RNA, 2966 nt
Organism: Polyodon spathula (Mississippi paddlefish)
Lineage: Eukaryota; Metazoa; Chordata; Actinopteri; Acipenseriformes; Polyodontidae
Product: E3 ubiquitin-protein ligase ZNF598-like
Exons: 12
Coding region: 65-2773 (902 amino acids)
Biological process (GO): rescue of stalled cytosolic ribosome; protein ubiquitination
Molecular function (GO): ribosome binding; ubiquitin protein ligase activity
Source: RefSeq, a predicted model, not a curated record